Molecule: messenger RNA, 2430 nt
Organism: Pyricularia grisea
Lineage: Eukaryota; Fungi; Ascomycota; Sordariomycetes; Magnaporthales; Pyriculariaceae
Exons: 1
Coding region: 1-2430 (809 amino acids)
Biological process (GO): biosynthetic process
Molecular function (GO): pyridoxal phosphate binding; transferase activity
Source: RefSeq, a predicted model, not a curated record
AUGCCACAGCCAAGCUAUCAUGAAUUACAGUCAACUUCAAAUGAUGACAAAACUUCUGACCCAGAAGACCCAGAAGAUGGCAAAUAUGGCACCUUCAUUAUUCGGGGAAAUCAACCCCAAGCCCCCAAAAUAGGUCAACUUGAUAAGCUUGGCGAGUUCGUCUAUCUGGGACUGACCCGCAUCCAAGUAAUACUUCUUUCAACUCGUCUGGCAAGAAGCUUCAGGCGCGAGCACUCAUCCUCCUCGCCAUCAUGGUCAGGCCACAAGUUUGGUCCCCUCUCGGUCCAGGGCCUAUUCAACUCCCACUACAUCGAGCCAAUGUUCCUGUGGUGGGGUAUGAACACGCGGAUCCUCCUCGGUCCAUCGGUCGGCCGCGUUCCUGUGCGGGACUCGUUUGACACGGACAUGACGAGCUGCAUCAAUGGCGCCUCUCACAACUACGCAGGUUCAUAUCUCGCAACUGAGAGAUCCGAGGCAAUCCAUCGUCUCUGUCUGGACAAGCUCCCCGUCACGGUGGACUCGGGACCCCUUUACGAGGCGGCGCGUGAAGAACUCGCCAGGUUCUGCUCGGCUGACUUUUGCAUCCCGACCACCACGGGCUACGGGUCAAACUACCUCGCCAUGCCGCGGGUCCUGGCUCUGCUCCGUCAACGGGGUGACACUGUCGCCGUGUUUUGCGACGAGCACUGCCAUAAUUCCAUCUUUACCGGUGUUUUCCUCGGUAUGGGCCAGUUGGGCAGCGUUAGCCUACAUCGGUUCCCACACAACGAUGCCGGGCAACUAGAAACGCUGCUCCGCGACUCCACCGCCACUGUCAAGAUGGUUGUAGUCGAGGGCCUCUACAGCAUGGAGGGCGACGUGCCACCCCUCCGUGAGCUCGCGAAGCUCAAGGAGACACACGGCUUUGUCCUCUACUGCGAUGAGGCACACUCUUUCCUGUCCCUUGGAAAGAUGGGCCGGGGCUGCUUUGAACACGCCAAAGACCGGGGGCUUAUGUCUACCCCUGACCCUGUCGAUCUCCGCACCUGGACGCUAUCCAAAGCCGUCGGAGGUAUUGGAGGAUGCAUAGCCGGCAAGGCGGAGUUUGCAUCGUGCUUCAUCGAUGCGCCGUCGCAGCCCGUCUCAGCCGCCACGCUCGUCCAGGCCCUCUGGCUCAUCCGACAGCCCGGCCUGGUCCGCCGGAACUUGGCUCGUCUUUCGGCGACGGCCCACUAUUGCCGCCGUGAGCUUACCCGCAGAGGUGUAUUCGUCUAUGGUGGUGCUAAUGACGCCACCCCUGUCAUGCCCGUGUGGACGGGAAGAUCUAGCACGGCGGCACGCUUCUCUUAUGAGCUGCGUCGCCGCGGCGUGUUGGCCAGCCCUGUGACUACCCCCGCUGUUCCUUUCUGGGAGAGCCGCGUGCGAGUCAACCUGUCUGCCGACUUUGACGCCAACGACGCGGACAGGCUCGUCUGUGCAAUUGUGGACGCCGCAAGGGUGACGAAAGUCAUUUCACCGGCUGCCAGACGCAAAACUACUACAAUGACCCCAGCAAUAUUCCCAUUGGCCCGAGAUAGGAAGGAGAAUAUGAACAUUGAAGACGACGACGACGACGAGCAGCGUGCCGCCUCUGCCUCCAUCGAGACUCUCAUCCACCACCAGGCGCAGCUGCAGCCGCAGACGAGAGCGGAACCCCUGACGACGGCCGGACACGCCGCCCGCGAGCGCUACGGAGUGGCCUCGGGCGGCUCGCGCUGGAUCUCGGGCACGUUCCCGCCGCACGUGUCCGUCGAGGGCCUGAUCGCCGCGGCUGCCGGCGCCGAGGCCGCAAUGUCCUUUCAAGACGUGAGCGUGCUGCUCGCGUCCACCGUCGCUGCGCUGGCGCGCCCGCUCCUCGGCGCAAAGCGGCACGUCAUGCUAUUUCCCGCAAAACCGGACAGCUGCCGCGUCGAGGAUGGGUUGUUACUCAUCCCGCCUGGCGCAAUGAGCAGGGACCGGCUGCGCGUGGUGCGGUACGCCGGCGUUGGGGAUUUGGCACGCUGCGCUGUGGAGGCUGGCGCUGCGAAGAAGAAUACCUGCGUCACUGUGUAUCUUGAGCUGACGGACUCGACGCCGGUGGAGGUUGUCCGAGCGACGGUCGAUCGGGUGAUUCAGCAAGUCGGCGACAGGACGCCCGUCACUGUUCUGCUGCGCGAUGCCCGGACGGCAAAGUCGCGGCCUGAAAUUGUCCACCUCGGCCAGGUGGUUCCGCGGCGUGGGCGCGUGCACGCCUUGCUGUUUGGCACGUGUGUCGCUGACGACGUCGAGAUUGGAUACCUCGCCGGUCCGGAGAAUCUAGUCAGGGAGCUUCGUUACACGAGUCGCGGUUACAUGUACACCACUUCCAUGCCGCCGUUUGUGGUUGAUAUGAUGGUUGUGGCGUUGGAGAGCAGGUUGGGUAAUUGUGUGUAG